This is a messenger RNA of Peronospora matthiolae, 1356 nucleotides long. The record is from the annotation of a GenBank genome assembly. NCBI's taxonomy places the organism in Eukaryota, Oomycota, Peronosporomycetes, Peronosporales, Peronosporaceae.
AUGAUCUACUAUGACACAGCGCCCUUAUGGGGAGUGCUCAUGCGCUGGCAUGGGUCGGCAUUAAACGGCCAAGCGCCACUCCGCGCUUUGUUCAUGACAAUGAUCGCUUUGAUUGUUGCGAUCGUGAAUCACUACUACCCGUUUGUAGUUCCUACACGCGCGUCAACAGCGUUCACGGAUUCCUUGACAGUCUUCAAUACGUUCUUAGGCCUCACCAUUUCGUUCCGCAUGAAUUCAGCCUUCAACCAGUGGCGUGCUGGAGUUGUAGCGGUAGGGACUCUAGCUGAGACCGCCCGUGACAUCGUGAGCUCUGGCUGUGCAUAUGUUAGCACCACGAUCAAGGAGGAGCUCACCGCAACAACUGACGCAGUGGAGAUAGACGAGAGUACUGCAAAGAAGGAGAGUUCAUCCCCAACGCUUCAAUCUUCGGUUCACUCAAAGGUACCGACCAUCCCUCAAGACGUUAUUGAAAAGUGCACCUUCUUCACGGAGUUGCGCCGACUCGUUUUCCUGUACAUUGCGAUUGUGUUUCAUGACUGUCGUGGGCUAGAUGGAAUUGAAAAGCUGAAGGAAUCCGGGGUGUUGACAUCCACCGAGUACGACGAGCUGUGCGCAUGUGGCUCGGAGCACUACCGACGAGUUGAGAACGACGAGUCGUACGGGGCAGUUGUUGGUCGUACACCGCAUAAAUUGCGUGCUGCUAUUACCGAGCUCUGGCUCAAGAGACUUGUGCAAGUGGCGACAACUCGAGGGCACUUGACGCCACAGAACUCCAACAGCUUGCAGCUCAAACUCGCGCGACUGCCCAAUCUGUACACGACAGUGUUCAACAUCGCCAACGUGCCGAUCCCGUUCAACUACAUGCAGUACCUGCAGUUCUUACUCAGCGCGUACAUGCUGCUCUACACCUUUGUGAUUGUGCCAAGGUCGGGCUUGUACACUCCACUGUGGGUCUUUAUGUGGGGCACGUUCCUCUUCAUGGCAGAUGAAGUCGCUAUGGAGAUCGAAUGUCCGUUUGGACUGGAUGCAAACGAUAUCGAUCUGGAAUCUCGGUUGCUGCAGAUCGAAGAAGAACUCACAGUCCUCCUUCGGAGUCAGUACUACUUCCUCUCGGGUGGCUCUAGUCUAACGCUUCUACCGGCCAUCGCUAUUCCUGGUGAACGGGACUCGCUGAACAAGCUCAAGCCCGCGCCACUUCAAAGCACUUUUUCGUUCCAUCAAGGCCGUUUAUCUCCGUCGCAUCAAGCGAUGAUGCAACAGGAUUCAUUGCCCGAGAUCGAUGAGUUCACGAACCUCAUCAAGUUUUCAAGUGCGGACAGCAGUACCAAAGGGAGCGACUAUGGGUCAGUGGCAUAG